AAAAUUAAAUUUUAUUUCUUGAGGUUGAUCAUGAUGACUAACUUGUAACCAAUAAGUCAGAGACAGAAAAAGGUAAAAUAGUAAUUUAUAUUAGGCGUAUGCUUUGGUUGCAAGUUUUGUUGAUGAUUACAUCUCCCAUCCAUCCACUGCUACAAUUAUGCAGAGCCUCACGCUGUCCACUUUCAACAACAAAAAAAAGAAGAAAAGAAAAAGCAUAUGUCUAUUAAACACUAUCAUUAGGCAUUAGCACUAUAGACAAGUAGUUGCUUCCUUAAUGCAAAGUUAAAAAUACCAACCAAUUCAUUCUUCACAAACAAGCCUUCCAACAAUCUCUGAAUUUCUUCCUUCUUUUUUUCGCAAACAAAAAUAAUGUUAUACAGAGCUAGGAGUAUUACUAGUAGGUUCUCUGAUAAAAUGAGUACAAGUGUACCGGUUGAAGUAGGCACAAGGGGAACUAUAGGAUCACUUUUGAAGAAAGAGAUUGAGUAUUUCAGAAAAGUUGAGGUGGAUUCUUGUAAAGGGAGUUCUAAUAAUAAAUCUCAGAAGAACUCAGUGGAAAUAGAUUCAUGUGGUGGUAAUUCUUGGCCUAGUUUCGGGUUCUUGAUGAUGAAAUGGAAAAAGAAGAAGAGAAGAGGUACUGGAGGUGGAUUACCUGCAAUGUGUUCUAUGGUUGAAGUUUCUGAGAGUUGUAAGAUGAAUGAAAUUCCAGGUUUCAGCUAUAGAAAUCUCAAGGUUGAUUCUAAGAGAUUUGAGGAAGAGAUAAUGCUCUCAUAGGAGCUUUCAAUUUUUCGUGUCAAGUCUGAAUUCUGUUCAUAUUCUUUAGCCAAAUAUCUUGUGCUUUCUGUUUGCCUUCAAUUGCUUGGAAUUUGAGAGAAUUGUCUAUCAUCUGGACUUCUUGUUUUAGCAAGAGCAGGUAAUACCUUUGCCAGUUAGGCCUGAAAAGUUACAUGUAUAAACUAUAGAUGACGAGUACGUAUAGAAUAUGAUUUAAGUUUCAUC
Solanum lycopersicum (tomato) is the source of this 999-nucleotide messenger RNA. RefSeq lists its product as uncharacterized. Lineage: Eukaryota; Viridiplantae; Streptophyta; Magnoliopsida; Solanales; Solanaceae. The record is from RefSeq and is a predicted model, not a curated record.